AUGCCAGCAAAGACCCCGGCUGCAUUUUGUCCAACGGGUGCCACGCAGCGAGGUCCCGACAACCCGGCUUCACACGCCACAGAGGUGGCGCUGCGAACGCCAGUAUUCCGGGCACAUAGCAACGACGACCACCAUUUGCGCAGUGUCCUCCUGAGGGCCAAGCUAUACGCUUCGGGGGUGGCUUCCGUCAACAACACAUGGCUGCCUUUAUGCAGGCGGCCUAGUCGGUGGCGCAGCUUUCGAACCAUUAUCCCGCACCUCGGGCCCAUUAGCCACCAUGAAUCAUGUUUCAAACCGCCGUGCUCCAGCCUCAAGCAGGUGUUGUCGGCGAUGGACUGCCAGCUUCCCACCGAAAGCUCGAUGCAGUGCCAGACGCCCGCCAGCCCGCUGCUCUCCCAGCUCGCCAUCGGACGGGAGAUUGUGGUUUGCUGCCAGGUCUUUGGCGAGCGGCAAAGCCAUCACGCUGUGCGUGGCCGCUUUGUAGAGCUUCCGCUUGGCGACCAGCCGGGACUCGACAAAACGCUGAUGGUGAUCGCGGUCGCGCUCGUCGCAGCCAGACUGUCGCAGAUGCUGAAGCACCUGGAUAGGGAGCGUGGGGGGGACUGGGAAGGCACCACGCGCCACCUAGGCGCUGAUCGGUCGGCCCCGGACAGGUGUGCCUAG
Gaeumannomyces tritici R3-111a-1 is the source of this 663-nucleotide messenger RNA. RefSeq lists its product as hypothetical. Bases 1 to 663 code for a protein of 220 amino acids. The record is from RefSeq and is a predicted model, not a curated record. Lineage: Eukaryota; Fungi; Ascomycota; Sordariomycetes; Magnaporthales; Magnaporthaceae. The transcript is spliced from 5 exons.